This is a messenger RNA of Trifolium pratense (red clover), 4785 nucleotides long. RefSeq lists its product as uncharacterized. Gene Ontology annotation, biological process: signal transduction; protein phosphorylation. The transcript has 9 exons. Bases 697 to 4455 code for a protein of 1252 amino acids. NCBI's taxonomy places the organism in Eukaryota, Viridiplantae, Streptophyta, Magnoliopsida, Fabales, Fabaceae. The record is from RefSeq and is a predicted model, not a curated record. Gene Ontology annotation, molecular function: ATP binding; protein kinase activity; protein binding. Gene Ontology annotation, cellular component: cytoplasm.
GUUUCAAAUUUAUUUUAUUUUAUAUUUUAUAUUUUUCUUUCCAUUCAUUUUGAAAAUAUUAUUAUUAUAUUAUUUUGUGAUGAUUGUUUGUCUUCAUCCUUAAAUUUUAGAACCAAAAAACAAUGUGUCCACGUAGGAACAUUGAAACAUGAAGAAGAACAAAAAUGCAACAAAACAAAGAGAAACAUUAUACAAAUUUUCUUUGUUUGUGAGAUCCAACCUUGAAUUCAUGUCUUGAUGUUGCUCCAAUGUUGUUUUCCCAAAGGCCAUAAUUGAACCUUCAUGUGUGCUGCGGAGUUUGGUUCAUUUGGCUUGUUGGUUAGAAUUGCUUAUUAGUGUUAUCAUAGUUACUUUUGCAUUUUGUAAAUAAUUUGAGACUCGUCGAGAUUAAGUUGGAUUUGAAACUGUGUACAAGAUUUGUUGCUGCUGUAAGUAUCUAUAGAUUUAUCUUCCUUGUUUUAGUUAUAGUGAAGUUGCUAUUGGAUGUUGAGCAUGUUGAUGUUGAAUUCAUGUUCAAACCCUAGGUGUCAUUAGGGACAAUGAAUUCGAUGUGAGUUUGUGGGUUAUUAUUCUUCUGUUUAUACUUCUGGUUUUAGCACCGUGAUUUUUUUUGUCUUAACCCUCCGGUUCUGAAGGGAAGAGGAACGCCUGGAUAUUUAGCAGUGUAAAUUGUGGAAAGAAUUUGCAGCGGUGAUUAUGGCCUUAAAUAAGACAGGAAACUUGUUAGGUACCAAUGCCGGAGACGAGCAUGGCUUGUUUCCUCAAUACAACCAACAAGAGUUACACAGCGGUAUUACAAAUGUACAUCAUAAUAAUAUCCCUAAACAUGUUGGGGGGAAAAAUGCGGUGAAUUUUGUUCAUGAUGGAAGAGUUUCUGUUUCACCCGAUAUACCUCAAAAUCGCGAGAAUAGGUUUGGAUUGAAUAAGGAGAACGGCCGUGUUAGAUACGAAGACCUCACCAAUAUUUUAGGGUUGAAGAGAAUGGACUCUGAGACUUCUUCUGAGAUAGGUGAUUUUAUCCCUAAAAGACAGCCAGCAGCACAAGAGAUUGAAAACGGCGUUUCUCCUAACAUUUUUUGCAAAACUCAAAAGGGAGAUGGCGACAACAGUGGCCGUGGUGCGUUGAAGAAGAGCUUUAGCGAAAAAUUUAGUGACCAACAUGGUACUAGGCCACCUGUAUCACCGCCUAUUUGCAGACAUGAAAGAUCUCAUUCCAAUGGAUUUUCUGGUUCUGGACUUUUAGACGAUACUUUAUCUUCUGGGAAAAUAAAGUUUCUUUGCAGCUUUGGUGGAAAAAUAUUACCAAGGCCCGGUGAUAGUAAACUCAGAUAUGUUGGCGGAGAAACCCACAUUAUAUCUAUCCGAAAGGAUAUUUUAUGGGAAGAGCUUAUGAACAAGACUUUAGGUAUUUGCAGUCAACCUCACACGAUCAAAUACCAGCUUCCGGGGGAGGAUCUUGAUGCUCUAAUAUCGGUUUCCUCUGAUGAAGAUCUUCAAAAUAUGAUAGAGGAAUAUCAUGGACUUGAAAGUCACGAAGGUUCUCAGAAACUUCGAAUAUUUUUAGUUCCUUUGGGUGAAUCUGAAGAGACAUCAUCUACCGAGGCAAACACCGUUCUGCAGAAUGAUCCUGAUUACCAAUACGUUGUUGCUUUAAACGGCGUAAUAGACCCUAGUCCUAAGAAAAACACCGGUGGACAGAGUUUGAUAAACGAAGCAAAUCAGCCAGUGACAACUUUCAAUUUUACUCCAAUAAUUGUGGCUUCUACUUUGGAGACCAGGGACGGUAAUAAACGUAUUCAUGCUUUAAAUCCAGAUGGAAUUUUGAAUGAUCCCUUAAAUCUUCAAAGUGCAUUGCGAAUUUCUCCUACUCCGGUUCAAGUUGCAGGUUCUAGUACAGGUUAUGUUCAAUUGCUUGGUAACAACUCAUGCCAGGGAAGUAUUGACAGCAAUGCAUCAUAUGUUACCGCUCAGGUAGACUCCGGAAACUCGAGCAUAAACGCUGCUGAUUGCCGAUACCCUCAACAAGAAUCUGUUACCUUGUUAAGUGACGGUCAUCCUCGUCAACAUGGUGACGUUGGUCAGCCGAAGAAUCUCAAUGGACAGUAUUUUGACAACUACAAUCCAGGCAAUGGUUACAGUGAUGAAGUUUUUGGUGGAACCUUGCAUAACGAUAGAAUACUCCGCUCUGGAAAUCCGAUUGCUCAACCGGCCGAAUCAUAUGGAAUUAAUAAUGAUCCGCCUCAUGGGAUGCCUCAUGCUUUUUCUGAUUCGCAGUUGCAUGAGAGUGGAGCAAGGUCUGGUUACCGCUCACAAGAAGGAAUUGCCCCGUCUUUCUCCUUGAACCUUGAUAAGUCCCAAUUAUCUUCGAUGUUAGGUAUCUCACAAGUGAACCAUAUGGAGGGUCAACAUGAUCCCUUCCUCCAUGAUCCUCAAAUACAAAGUAAGAUACCAAAUGUGGAGUCAGCUGAGAUGCAUAGACGGCAAGUUAUGGCAUCUUCAUCUCCCUACUCGGAAUCAGUAGGAAUGAAUGAUCGUAUUAAUAAGGAUAGCAUUUUAACUGACAAAAAGUACCUUAAUGCUCAAACUGACUUAAGUGGAUCCGGCUUUGUAGAAAAGAACAUCCAGGAACAUUCUUUUAAAUCAGAAAGGAUGAUGAGAAAUGAAGAAAAUAAUCAUAUUCCGAAGAAGGAUAACAAGGUUUACGAGGGAAAUUCAACUGUCAAUUAUAUGAGUGAAUUGCAUCUUUUGGAUACAUUCCCUACUAAUGAUAUAUGUGCUAAGAUUGGUAUGCAAAAUAAUCGGGAACAACCUUGUGAGGACAUGCAUCCUUCGACAUCAGGCAUGAUGGGACUCUCUCUAAAUAACCUUGUGGACAAGACCCCGUCUGAUCUGAAUCGUAAACAAGGAAAUGAUUUUUCAGCCAGAAACAUUGAUUUAAAUGCUCCGAUCUUAAUACAUCCAGAAAGCUCGUGUGGCAAAAGUUCUGAAAGGGAUCAUAUGUUCAAUUUUUCCUUUGAUCCACAUUCUCUUAAAUCGGCACAAAUUCAGCCUUCUCAUAAUCAGACCACUAAAGUUUUUCAUGAUAAUCCAACAAUAAACUCGGAAAGUUUGUAUCCUGCUGUAGUUCAUGAUGAUGUCCCUCCAAGCUUAAACUUGCCGGUUAGUGACCUGGAUAAUGCAAGCAACAAUAUUUCUUUUAUGAAGGCGCCUUCUUUUCUCGAUGACUGGCUUACAAGCACUGAUCAAAUGGCUGUUCAGUUUAAACACGAACAUUCUGCCUCCGGACUGUCAAAAGUUGAAGAUGUAAUUUUAGGACAAUCGAAAAAUUCAGAAAGGUGUAAUGAAGAUGUGACUGGUGUUGUUCCUUCACAUCAAAAGUCUUCAAUAGUACACACCCCGCAUAAUUUUGAUGAAGGUGAAAGUGAUGUAUCUCCAUCUCAUACGGAAGUAGAGAGCACCAUUCUAGAGUCUGAUCUCGAGGAUUUUAAAGACGACCAAACCGAAAUGAAUGACUUCCUUUCUGAUGUAAUGAUAGCAGAAAUGGAGGCGAGCAUAUAUGGUUUGCAGAUAAUUAAGAAUGUUGAUCUUGAAGAACUUAUGGAGUUAGGAUCUGGUACCUAUGGAACUGUUUAUCAUGGAAAAUGGCGAGGAACAGAUGUUGCAAUCAAGAGAAUUAAAAAGAGCUGCUUUGCAGGGAGAUCUUCUGAACAAGAACGGUUGGCAAAAGAUUUCUGGAGAGAGGCACAGAUCCUGUCAAAUCUUCACCAUCCCAAUGUGCUCGCAUUUUAUGGAAUCGUACCGGACGGAGAUGGUGGAACCUUAGCAACUGUAACAGAAUAUAUGGUUAAUGGUUCCCUUAGGCAUGUCCUUGUCAAGAACAACAGAUUACUAGAUCGUCGUAAAAAGCUUAUAAUUGCCAUGGAUGCAGCUUUUGGUAUGGAAUAUUUGCAUUCGAAGAAUAUUGUCCAUUUCGAUUUGAAGUGUGACAAUUUACUUGUCAAUCUAAGGGAUCCACAACGACCCAUAUGCAAGGUUGGAGAUUUUGGAUUAUCAAGAAUUAAACGCAAUACCCUUGUAUCUGGGGGUGUGCGAGGAACCCUUCCAUGGAUGGCACCAGAGCUGUUGAAUGGUAAUAGCAGUCGAGUUUCCGAAAAGGUUGAUGUUUUCUCGUUUGGCAUCUCAAUGUGGGAGCUAUUGACAGGAGAGGAACCUUAUGCAGAUAUGCAUUGUGGUGCCAUUAUUGGCGGAAUUGUAAAGAACACACUCCGACCACCAAUUCCAGAACGAUGUGAUCCUGAAUGGAGGAAGCUUAUGGAAGAAUGUUGGUCACGUGACCCCGAAUGUCGACCAUCAUUCACCGAGAUAACAAGCAGGUUAAGAUCUAUGUCUAUGGCCAAUCAACAAGGAAAGGGUAAUUAUCAGGCAUGGCAGUUGAGACCUAGUAAUGAAUUUUGAUUGUACAUAAUAUGGUUAAGAAAGCAGUCGAGACUAGGAUCGGCAUGCUUCGAGGGUUACCACGCACGACACUUACCUAUUGUUUAUUGUGAUUUAUAUUAGUUAAUAUAUAUUCAUUUGUUUAUUCUUUCUUGUAAAAGUUGAGAGAGGUUUUGAGAUUAUAUGGUAUAGUUUUUUAGAUAUAUCAAUUUUGUAUUUGGUGCAAGAUCCAACAUUUUGAAAGAUAUAUAUAGAAAGAAAAGGUGUCUUUGGUAUAUAUGUACACAACAAUGCUUGUAAUAUAUGAUUGUUUAGCUUAAUAUAAUGUGAGUAUCCUUUCUUUAUCAUGCA